Messenger RNA from Tuber melanosporum (Perigord truffle), 1437 nucleotides. RefSeq lists its product as uncharacterized. Gene Ontology annotation, biological process: tRNA methylation. Gene Ontology annotation, molecular function: tRNA methyltransferase activity. The coding region runs from base 1 to 1437 and encodes 478 amino acids. Gene Ontology annotation, cellular component: cytoplasm. NCBI's taxonomy places the organism in Eukaryota, Fungi, Ascomycota, Pezizomycetes, Pezizales, Tuberaceae. The record is from RefSeq and is a predicted model, not a curated record. The transcript has a single exon.
AUGACGUCCAUUGCUUUGGUAGUACCGGCGGCACGGGCUCGAGAGGUCAAGGUGUUGCUGGAGGAUGGGGGGUUUUUGGCGGGGAAAAUUAGGAGGGUUAGUGGGAGUGGGAGUUGUUGUAUUCCGACGUCGUUGGUUGGUGGUAGCCCCACAUCCACCUCCACCACCGCUUCAACGUCGGGCAAUGGCAACUAUGGAGAUGAUGAGGAUGAUGGGGAUGGGGAUGCCAAUUUCGAUGAUGAGAAGGAACGGAUAUUCCAAAGAUUGGGGAUUCAAGACGGGCACGGAAUCGCAAUCACUACCGUCACCGCCACCUGCGCAGACACACACAGCGACAGAAAGACAGACCCACCCGAAAACCCCCUCCAAGCCGCAAUAACCGCGUUCCUCACAACCAACCCUCCAGGAGACCCCACAAUCCUGUCAGCCCUCCUCUCCACAAUCCCAAAACGCUACACUUAUACCCCUCCUCUCCUCCUCCUGCCAUCAACCGCCUUCUCCACUCCCGCUUGGCAAACCUAUCUUCGCUCCCUGCCCCACGAACUCGGGCAAAAAUUCCACUCCACCCUCACCACCGCCGUCUGCAAAAACGCAACCCACCUCGCGCUCCUCCGCCCCAUCCCCACGCAGAAUAACGCAAUACGAGCCCCGAAGCUAACCCCCCUCUUUGGCACUUUUCCGCGCCUCCUGCCACCGCUGCAACAGCCCACGCGCAGCGACUUGGACAAGGCACUGUGGACGAGUACGCGACAGUCUGGUAUCGUCCAGAUCUGGGCGCCGGGGUACACCAUGUUCUCGCGGGGGAACGUUAAAGAGAAAGCUCGUAUUCUGUGUUUCCCUCCUCCCACGACCGGGGCGGGGGCGGGCACGGGCACGGGCACGAAGUGGGUGGUGGAUAUGUACGCCGGCAUCGGAUACUUUGCCUUUCCCUACGCAAAGCUCGGAUAUCGAGUCCUCGCCUGGGAGAUUAAUCACUGGAGCGUGGAGGGGCUGUUGAGGGGUGCUGGGGAGAAUGGCAUUUUGGCUAAGGUCGUUUCACCGCAGCAGGAUGCGCAGAUUGCGGUGGAGCGGGAGGGGGUGCUGGUGUUUCUGGAGGAUAACGAGAAUGCGCCGGCCAGGGUCGCAAAGAUGGGGGAGGGUGUUGGGGAGGGUAUCGAGAGGGUGAAUCUUGGCUUGCUACCCACCAGUCGGGGUUCCUGGGGGGGAGCUCUUCGGGUGUUGGCGGAGCGGGGUGGGUGGGUGCAUGUUCAUGAGAAUGUGGGGAUUGGGGAGAUUGAUGUGAUGACGGGGGAAGUGGUCAGGGCUUUUGAAGGGCUCGAGAAGGAAAGGGGGGGUAGGAGGGGGGUUGUUUGUGAGCAUGUUGAAAGGGUCAAGACGUUUGCUCCUGGGGUCAUGCAUUGCGUUUUCGAUAUUCGCAUCGGUGGGGAGGGAUUGUAG